GCUAGAUUGACUUGAGGAUUGAUCAGAAGGAUCAAGCCUCAUAUAUAUACCUAGAAUAGGCGAUGGGAUCACCUGAAUUGGUAGUUGUGAUCUCCUUGUAGAUUGUGGAUAUGAUCACUAUGAGCGGAGCUCUUAGUGAUUAAUUUGAUAAGAGUGUAUACGUCUACAAGGGAGAUCGUAGUGAUCAAUAUAACUUUGCAAGAAGUGUGCGAAGUUACAGUCACGUGAGAUCCACGUGGUAUUACGCGGGAUAUAGGUUUUUUCCGUGACACACCCCCCAGAUCAGCCAAAUCCGGUUGAUCUGCAUUUUUAUAGAUAAACAAACGAAAAUCCUCUUGGCGACAGCUGAGCUGCGAUUGGUGGUAAACGGGUCUAGGUGGGUAAUCGAAUUGAUUUCCCCUGCCUGUCCUGCGAGUACACAAACAAAGAGGAGAAAAUGAUAUAAUGUCGUAAAGAAAAUUUUGCUGAAUGAGCUGUGGCACACACGGAUACGUGCGCGUUUGUAUGUAGAUCCUCAGUUGAGUGAUCUGAUGUCUCGGAGACUUGCUGGUAGGAUUGAUCCCGUCGAUUUUGAGAGUGAUCAAACGCGUUAAUCAUGGGUGUCGAUUCGAGAGAUUAUCGCGCACGGUGUUUGUGGCGGUGGUAGGCCUAAAUGACCCACUUCAAGGAUGAAAAGUUUUUCACUCUGGUAAUUGGUGAAUGAGGUGAUAAGAAUGGGUUGGUUUCCACUUGAUUAGUCCUGAUUUUGAGUAGCUUCAAUCAGUUUUUUCCUUAUGCCUUCCCCAAUUAGAGAUUCUGAUUCUGAGCGAAUCAUUCUUCCUCCUCUGCUUGAUCAUAUUAAAUCUUUCCGCGGGGUUGAUUCUUCUCGUUGUUUCACUCCUGUUAAUCCUUUGCCCAAGACUCCUACACGGAGUGGUACGGUUGCAGGCCCUUCGAGUGGUCCUUGUGAUUCUCGUGUAGUUCCUGUUGCUCGUCGAGCGCAUUCUCCUCGUUCUGAGAGUAGAAAGUCGGCCAAACUUGCUCCUAGCUUUGGGUUGUUUGCGGAGUCUAGUGCUCGGUUGGAGAGAGUGAGAGAUGCUCGAAGCGUGAUGCCCCUUCAUAACGAAGAGAACAAUCAGACUGUAAUCACUGCUGCGGAUCGUGAGGAUCCUUUUUGUUCGCCUGAUUCGAGGGAUAUGAGGGAGUUUCCUCCUGAUGGAAACAGUUCAUCUCCUUCGUCGGAUGAUUCUUCGUCUUCUUCCUCCUCCCAUUUUCCUUCCCCUCGUCCUAAGUCGAAAAGGAUGAAAGUUGUUCCCAAGGUUGCAUCGAGGAGAAAAGGUCGUUCGAAGACUGUUUCUCGUGAUCCAGUGAACAAGGGUGUCCAGAAUGAGGUGCCUUGUACUGAGUGUGUUCGAUCUCUUUUGUCUGGUCGCCACGAGGAUCACGGGAAGUGUUUCAGGAGAAAAAGUGGUGGCUCAGCUCGGUGUUGGAAGUGUAAUACUCACGAGUGUUCAGCUCUCCCUGUCUUUUUGCGAUCAUUGGCUGUUCGAUUGGUAGAGCUUUGGGACCCCGAACAUGUGUCGAUCCCUGGGAAAAAAACAAUUCCUAAUAAGAAAUCGGCUCGUGUUGCGAUGUCAGUUAUGUUGGCGAUGGAAAAAGAGGAUAAGGAGUUUAUCGAUCUUGACUCUCUCUCAUCAUCAACACAGAGUGUUUCUCCUGUCCGGUCCGUAUUGUCUCCUUCUGCUAAGAAGAAGUCAUUACCUCCCUCUCCGACUAGGAAGCGGAAAUCUACUCCGACCCCUCAGUCUCCUGUUGCGAAGCGUGCGAAGAGUGGCAAGGUGGUUUCGUCGGCUAGUCCUAGUUCUAGGACUAGAUCCAAGUCUGUUCAGCCUGAUCCAGGUCCUGCAGGUGCCAAAGGAAAAGGGAAGCAGGUGACAUUUUCUAUGGAUGAUGAUAGUGAUCUAGAUGAGGAGUAUCAUUCAGUUGGUAAGGAUGAUAUUGUUGAUUCUAGUGACGAUCUGAUCGAGAAAAAGAAGCAGUUGGAUAUGUUGGCACUUGAGAUUGAGUACGCUACAAAGAAGCGAGCUCUUGAAGGAAAAUAUGUCAUAUAAAUCCCGUUUAAUUUGCUUGAUCAUUAUGAUCAUUCUUCAAUAUGGUGUGAAUAUAACUUUGCAAACUUUUUGCGAAGUUAUGUCUGUCGCGAUUUAUCUGCUUUCCUUGAUCCUCAUGCUCACGUCUUGGAGAUUUAGAAGUGCUAUGAAGUGGCCGAACUUUUGUCGUGAUAGGUUCUUGGUUAAACCAUCUGCCGCCAUUUCAGCUGUUGGAAGAUAUGUGAGAUAGAAGUUCCCUUUUGCAUAUUCUUGUCUUAACCACAUAUUCUGGAUAUCAACAUGUCUUAGUUUUGUAGUGAUUCUUUCGUUUUCUCCUACCACUAAUCUAAUUGAUUGUUGAUUA
Molecule: messenger RNA, 2433 nt
Organism: Botrytis cinerea B05.10
Lineage: Eukaryota; Fungi; Ascomycota; Leotiomycetes; Helotiales; Sclerotiniaceae
Exons: 3
Coding region: 774-2090 (438 amino acids)
Source: RefSeq, a predicted model, not a curated record